GAUGCGUUUUUGUGCAUCGACCUAGCAAACAGCAGCUAUAUAUAUAUAUAUAGAGAGAGGAGGGUCUUGCAAUAUCAAUCCAUCAUCACAACUCAUCAAACUCAGAUCGAUUGUCAUUGAGAGCGAGCAACUAGCGCUAGCUACUACUCGAAGGCAAAAUGGACGUGAUGGAGAAGUCUCGGCGAGCUCACUUCUUGUUCGACGACGACGACCAAACGCCGCCGAAGCAGAACGGCCCCCAGAACGACGACCAGCACAACAACGACGACGGCAGCGGCUGCCUCUGCGUGUCGUGCUACGGCGGCGUCGCAAAACCAAAGGCGCCCAAGUCGUCGUCGCCGGCGAAGGACGUCGUCGCCGGCGGCCGUCCUGCUGCAGGCUCCAACUGUACCUGAUCUUACUCUAACCAUAUAUAGCUUGCUAGCGAUCGAGCUCGAUCUCAUCUCGCACCUAGCUUGAUCAUGUCGAGCAACCAUGUACGUGUUGAUCGACAUGAUCACUCUAGCUAGCUAGCUAGCUACUUCAUAUGGAUGUUGAAUAAGGGAUCAUAUCGGAGGAAGACAUGCAUGAGUGCUUAUGCAACUAUGCAAGCAUGCCCGUCUCCAAUUACUGGUACAGACUACAGAGUGAUGUAUGUUACGAGAAAUGUACUCUUUACAAAUACCAUGAACAUAUAUUAUGAUCAAUUACAUGACAGUUGUAUUAUUAA
Molecule: messenger RNA, 709 nt
Organism: Oryza sativa Japonica Group (Japanese rice)
Lineage: Eukaryota; Viridiplantae; Streptophyta; Magnoliopsida; Poales; Poaceae
Source: RefSeq, a predicted model, not a curated record